Anoplophora glabripennis (Asian longhorned beetle) is the source of this 3870-nucleotide messenger RNA. It is a transcript of the gene dlt, whose product is annotated as codanin-1. The record is from RefSeq and is a predicted model, not a curated record. Lineage: Eukaryota; Metazoa; Arthropoda; Insecta; Coleoptera; Cerambycidae. The transcript is spliced from 10 exons. Gene Ontology annotation, cellular component: nucleus. The coding region runs from base 49 to 3834 and encodes 1261 amino acids. Gene Ontology annotation, biological process: chromatin organization.
CGUUGGUGUUGUGUAUUGUGUUGUAAAUGUUGGAUAUUUUUUAAUAAAAUGGCGGAAAUUCUGCUGAAUAAAAUAAUAAAUAAGGAAAUCAAAGUAGAGUUUUUUAUAAAGUGGCUAUUGGACACGAACUCACAGGAACAAUAUUUUAGCGAUUCCAAAAACUACAAAUGUUCCCGAACGGAUUUCUUGACUUAUUUCCUCAACUUUGUUCACGAAGAAAUCCCUUGUUUGACCAAAAAUGGGGAAAGCCCCCAAAAACCAAACACUACUAGACGCAUUGAGCUACAGGACGACAAAACACCCACUAGAAGGAGAUCUAGUCUGUUAUUGAAAGAGGAUAAAUAUGACAUAAAUAAAUCUGCUAGUUACCCGCUUGCUUUACACAAAUCUUCUGACGGAAGCAACAAAUUUUUUGAAAACAACCAAACGACCAGUCCACAAGUGUGUCGUAGCAAUAGCACGCCUAAAUUAAUGAAGGUACAGUCAGGCAGCACUCUGCAUAGUGUACACAUCAGCCCUAUUUCACCGCUGUAUAGAAAUCAAACUAAUUUUUGGACACCAAAAUCCGAGAGGCAAAGUUUUACGAAUAGAUCCGUGGAAAAAGCUACUUCGUUAUGCCUAGGUGAUUUUAUCGUUAACAGAAAAAGUUUGGUGAAGAAAAAAGGAUACAAAAACCUUUCAUCGUGUGAAUUCAGUGACGAAUGUAGUAAGAGAAUCAAACCGACCAACUUGAACCAAGUCAAAUUGAAUGGUAAUUUUAGGCAGAACGAUAACAGUUUUAACAAUUUUCAGAACACUCAGGAGGUGUCCGUGGAUAGUUUGAACGAUAGUAGGAAUUUUUUAGCGGAAGAGCGAUUGAAAAUACUGACUAGAAGAGAUUCAGUAAAUAAUUUAACAAGUACAUCCAAAAAAAUUUCUAGCCUGAUAAAUUUUAAAGAAGAAAUUGAACCUGAUGCUGAUUUGGUAACGAAUAAGGAAGAAUUAAAUUGUCUUGUAGAAAUUUAUGUUAACAUUUUGAAGAACGGCCUUAUUUUAAACAUAACCAGUGAAAUAUAUUUUUUAAUUUCAUUACUUCUCGCUAAACAUUUUGACGAAAGUCGGGAAAGUACGAAUUCCAGUGAUGUUAUGCCUGCAGGUAUAGAUUUCUUAAACGACGAAGAUAGAUGCGAAUUACAGAGCGUUCUAAGUCGUGUAAGACACAUUACUUCUGCGGAUUUGUUCGAGACUGUACACAACACUGUGUACUUUGCAGCGAGAUGUUUAGAGACGCAACUCGAUGUGUUGAAGUACUACAAUAAAUCGACGUUGAAUCUCCUCUGUCGCAAUAAAAGAUUGCAAGCUUUUUCAAAGUCAUUCGCUGAGAAACUCGGGAAGAUUUCGCAGAAGAAAUCGGAAUGUGUCCUCGAGUUCCCUGAUAGCAACGUGCAGACCAACGUUUGCUUUAAUUUGGAUACAGACAAUAGAGACAACUUCCCUAAUGAUUCCGCUUUCCACACGUUUCGGAAACAAAGGGAUUUGUUCUACGAGAUCUUGAGGAUUUGGGAAAACCAACACUUGGUGGCCAAUUGGGAUUUUUCCGGGAGCUUAGGAGGGAGAAUCAAAAGUUUAUUUAGCCUGCAGAAUGAACCAAUGACGUUCGUUCACUUUACCAGGUUGUUUAAGGCACAAUUAUUGGGUACGUGUGGCAGGUUUGAAAAGGAGGAGGGCUUGUCGGAUAUUCCAUUUCUGUCCUCUAUACCCAACGUCGAUGCCGACAAGCUAAACAGAUUAAAUUGUCGUUUGGUGACUAAACAGUCCUCUAGCGGUAUCAAUUCUGUACCGCUCUUCACGGGGCAUCAAGAGUUCUAUAAAGAUUUCAUAGUCAUAGCUGCCAAUUAUUUGUUUAAUAAACAUCUGUGCGAUGCACUUAUUGCAGAAAUUGUCGAUCUAAAUGACACCAAGUUUUCUUGUACUGACUUGGAAGAAAUAGACGGUUCCGUUGAUUCAACAACUAGAAAGUCUUACAUGGCUUGUCUGAAGUCGUUGAGGAUUUUAGCAAAGUUUUUGGGCUUCGUAGAAUCGUUACCAUAUAAAACGGACUGCAGUAGCUUUUCGGAAAAGGUCCUGAAUUUUCAAAUAAGCUUACGUAAAGAGGUUACCCCAACGUUUGAUGUUAAAAUACUGCUAGAGAAUUCCAUAAAACAGAACUGCAUCACACUUACCGUACCGUGGCUUACGAAAUAUUUAUCGAUGUUAGAUUACGUCACUCUACGAUUGCCCUACUAUAUUUCCGUCUACAAAAUUCUGUUCGACCUGCACAAAAACUGCUAUAAAGUAUUAGGGACCAAAAAUUAUAACGCCCCACUCAUAAAGUUCUGUUUAGGCUGGUUGUUUGAGUUGCCGCAUUUCCCGGACUCCGAAUACUUUAAUUUCUGCACCGAGGAGCUCGAAGCUGGUAUUUCCUCUCCAGGAACACCAAAAACGAAUUCUAAAACAGUCAAGGAGCGAAAGUUAGACCAUUUGGACAUAAUAGACCAGAACGUCCUGUACAUUUGUUGCCCUUUUCUGGAAGAAAUAAAAAAAUUGCUUUCGAGCAAUGCUCUAAAGGGUUCCGUUACCGUUAAACACAUCACACCUGUCACUGCGGUGCAGUCGUCAACUAAAAUAGCGAAUAAAAGACUUGAGCAACAAUUAGAAGAGGCUUUCUUCAACGGGCAGCCGCUUUCGCUAAGGAAGACGGUAGAAUUCGUUAGUGAACGUGUUGCUUCAGCUUGCGUUAAACAUAUCUGUAGCACGAUUGUUCCAUCCUUCAAAAAAACGGCUGUAGAAAACGUGAGAAACUUUCUCACUUCGUGGACCCAGCAGCACAACCUCAACUCCCCCACGAGGGAAAAAUCGCUAAAGGCAGCGUUGAAAUCAAAGGUUAACCAAAUGACGCACUCUAGCCUACAAACGCUUAAAGAAAACUGCGAUGCGGAAGUGUCAACCAUAACAAGCGAACGAAUACCGACGUGCAUCGCUAACCUCCUGUCUGUUGAUGUCCUGCCCCAGACGAGGAACGUUUGUGUUUCCAUAGCCACUAGAAUGUGUGCAGAAAGGGUGCAACAGUGGAUAAAUUCUCACGUUACCUCGGCGGUGUUCAUGAAAGACUUUAACAGUGAGAUGCAGAAGGUUUUGAGUCCGGAAAGUCGGAGAUCCGCCAAGGAAAAGCCUGUGUUCCAGCUGCCCUCUGGUGGUACCAUCGGAAAUCACAAUGAGAACGCAACCAGCGCCUUCCACUUGUUAGAGAAGGUCAAGAUUUUUUCGACGUACAUUUUGGAGAAUUUGGAAGAAGUAAGCAAUGAAGCGGUGGCGGAUAUUUUGGACGAAGCAUACGUUACGCUGACGGAACGUAGCGACGUGAACGAGUGCAUUACUUUGAGCACCUGUGCGUUGCUGGUUGAUGUUUCUUUGUUACUGAUAACACAUAAGCCAGAUGUGAUGGUAAGGGAGGAAUUGUUAAAAAAGUUUGUAAGAGUAUGGAAGUGCUAUAAUGCAAAAGCGGGGGAGUUGUUUAAAAAUUUGUUAUGUCCGAGGAAUGUUAUGCUGCUAGCGCAAUCGUGUAAUAACGUUAAAGUUUGGGAGACUUUUGCCAGUUUCGCUGCCUUUCUGUUAAAAGAGGAUAUUUUAAAGCCUGAGGAAUUCGAGUUGCAGUGCACAGAGUUUUUUAGGAAGGAGUGGGAUCAGAGAACUCUCGGUAAUGUCACAGCUUUCCUUCAAAAGUUCUUGGACUGUUACAGGCAAAGUGGGGGAAACACGGACAAAUUCACUUUGCUUUUAGAAUUCCUAUCAGAUUUUUGUACAGAUUUGUGUUAAGGUUUUAUUUGCUGUUUUAGUUUUUGACUUUUUUUA